Messenger RNA from Mycena indigotica, 1707 nucleotides. RefSeq names its product Family S53 protease-like protein. Gene Ontology annotation, biological process: proteolysis. The record is from RefSeq and is a predicted model, not a curated record. The coding region runs from base 1 to 1707 and encodes 568 amino acids. The transcript has 8 exons. NCBI's taxonomy places the organism in Eukaryota, Fungi, Basidiomycota, Agaricomycetes, Agaricales, Mycenaceae. Gene Ontology annotation, molecular function: tripeptidyl-peptidase activity; serine-type endopeptidase activity.
AUGAUUUUGAGCUUUUCGCUCCUCGCUGCCUUCAUCGGAUGCGCGGCGGCUUCACCCGGGGAUUCGGUUGCAAUGGUCGUCCACGAACAACGGGCUCGUCCAGCGCGCGGUUUUGUCAAUAUUGGCCCGGCACCUGAUGGAGAGCAACUUCAUCUUCGCAUCGCACUCCAUUCCAAUGACUUUGCCGGGCUAGAAGACGAGUUAUACGCUGUCUCUGAUCCAAGUAGCCCUCGUUAUGGUCAGCAUUUGACGCAAAAGCAGGUCGCCCGAUAUAUCAAGCCUUCCGACGACUCUCUUGCGGCAGUGACGAGCUGGCUUCGACAACAUGAAAUAUCUGCAGUGCCCAUUUCGCCUGCGGGUGAUAUUUUGCAAAUUCAAAUAACUGUUUCUCAAGCCAACUCGCUCUUUAAUGCACAAUUCUCGUCUUUCUCCCACCCCGACAUCAAUGGGACUACGACCCGGACGCUCCAAUACUCCCUCCCCGCCAAUUUGUCGCCGCACAUAUCAUACAUUCACCCUGCAACAAGUUUCUCCACCCCCUUUGCGAUGCCCAAGUCCCGUCCCGCCCCCACUAAGCGUGAUGGUAUCGACCCGAGCUGUGCAGAUCUAACCACUAUCUCUUGUGUUUUAGCGGAAUACGGGAUUCCAACGACGCCUGCAACACAAUCAUCGAAUGUGUUGGGCGUUUCAGGGUUCAUCAACCAAUUCGCGAAUUUCCUUGACCUUCGUGACUUUUUGACGCAAUUCCGUCCAGAUAUUUCCCCAACGACCAAAUUUGACGUUCAGCUACUUGAUGGCGGUGCCAACACGCAAGUCCGUCAGUUUGCUGGAACUGAAGCGAGUCUCGACAUUCAAUACACCGUUGGUCUGGCUGCUGGUGUCCCAGUACGAUUCAUUUCCGUUGGCCUGCUCAAUAAUGACGAUGCGGGUGGUUUCCUUGAUCAAAUCAACGCCUUGAUCAACUCGACCUCUCGACCAACCGUACUUAGCACGUCGUAUGGUUUUGGCGAGGACGACCUCACGUUACCUGUCGCAGAAGGAUUGUGCAAAGCUAAUGCGCAGCUUGGCGCUAUGGGAACCUCAGUUCUGCUGGCCUCCGGUGACGGUGGGGUCGCUGGGAGAAGUUUCGAUUGUACAACGUUCAAGCCUACCGCGCCAUCAAACUGUCCAUGGGUCACAUCAGUCGGGGGCUCACAGAUAAUUCUUGAAAAUUUCACCAAGGAUAAUAUGUCCGAAAUUGGGGCCAGCUUUUCGUCCGGCGGCUUCUCCAACCACUUCAAGACUCCUCGGUAUCAAAGACGCGACGUCGAACAAUAUAUUGCUAACCUGAAUGGCACCUAUGACGGCCUCUACAAUCCAAGUGGUCGAGGUUUCCCAGACGUUUCUGCUCAGUCGGUCAACUUUGAGAUUAUCGUCAACGACCAGGCGUACCUUGUCAGCGGGACCUCGGCGGCGGUGCCCGUCUUUGCCUCGGUCAUUUCGUUCUUGAAUGAUGAGCUUAUUACGGCAGGAAGACGACCCCUCGGUUUCCUGAACCCGUUUUUGUACAGUCCAAUUGGGCGGGCGGCCCUCAAUGACAUCACCGUAGGCAGAAAUCCGGGUUGUGGGACCUCUGGAUUCAGUGCUGGGACUGGGUGGGAUCCUGUGACCGGUCUUGGCUCGCCCAACUACACAAGGCUGAGGAAGGCUGUUGGGUUGCGUCCGUGA